This is a messenger RNA of Polyodon spathula (Mississippi paddlefish), 3671 nucleotides long. RefSeq names its product UEV and lactate/malate dehyrogenase domains (gene uevld). Gene Ontology annotation, biological process: carboxylic acid metabolic process; protein modification process; protein transport. NCBI's taxonomy places the organism in Eukaryota, Metazoa, Chordata, Actinopteri, Acipenseriformes, Polyodontidae. The record is from RefSeq and is a predicted model, not a curated record. The transcript has 12 exons. Gene Ontology annotation, molecular function: oxidoreductase activity, acting on the CH-OH group of donors, NAD or NADP as acceptor. Bases 96 to 1523 code for a protein of 475 amino acids.
CGAAGACGCGGAAGUUUACAAGCUGCCGGUGGGAACGUCAUUUCUCGUAGUGCUGUCACAGUAUUUAUCAAAGCUUAUAUUGUGCAUAUUUCAAGAUGGAUUUAAGCGAAGAACACACAAAGAAAACACUGGCCAGGUACAAGUUCAGAGACUUGACCAUUGACGAACUCCAGAAAGUUCACAGAAUGAACCCUUCACUGAAGCCGUCGGUGGACACAUACACGUUUACUGACAGCACCCAGAAGGACCUGCUGAAGCUGACGGGCACAGUUCAGGUUAAAUAUCAAGGUCGCUCGUACAACAUGCCUAUCCAGCUGUGGCUGCUGGACUCCCACCCAUUCACCCCCCCCAUGUGCUUCCUCAUGCCUACCCCGAACAUGGUGGUCCGAGUGGGGAGACAUGUGGACGCACGGGGUCGGAUCUACCUGCCGUACCUGCAGAACUGGACUCAUCCCCAGUCGACUGUGAACGGGCUGCUCAUAGAAAUGGUAGCCAAAUUUGAAGAAGAUCCCCCUCUUGCUUCAAAGACUAGAGAUGACACAGACUCGGCCGAGCUCAUGGCUUUCCUGGCGAGGAUCUCUGGAGGUGUGUCUGACAUGACCCUCCAAUCAGCAGUCGGAGUGGGUGGGGACAGAGCUUACAGACCAAUUAACAAAGUCACAGUGGUUGGGGGUGGAGACUUGGCCAUGGCCUGCGUGAUGAGCAUUUUGGCAAAGAGCAGUGUGGAUAAGCUGGUGUUGAUCGAUGUUUCAGAAAGUGCCUCUAAAGGAGGAACCAUGGACCUGGAGAUCUUCAACCUGCCGAAGGUGGAGAUCUGCAGAGAUUUCUCUGCCAGUGCCGGUUCCAGGGUUGUCGUGGUAGCAGCAAACUCCUGGAGUAAUGACCAAUCAUAUGUGAGUGUUGUCCAGACAAAUGUGGACCUGUUCCGAGGCAUCAUCCCCACUGUGGCUCACUACAGCCCCAGUGCAGUGCUGCUCAUCACCUCCCAGCCAGUUGAUAUCAUGACCCACGUGGCAUGGAAGCAGAGUGGCCUCCCUGCAAACCGUGUCCUAGGAGCAGGGUGUAACCUGGACUCGGAGCGCUUCCACUACAUUCUCUCCAGUUUACUGAAGGGACAGCCAGCCGGGAAAGCCUGGGUUAUUGGGGAGCUGUCAGAGAAUAAAGUUGCUGUGUGGAACAGACCUGCGAUGGCCACUGACAACCUACCUGACUCGCAGAAACAGCUUACAGACAGGGCUGUUGAGAUGCUGAAGGGGAAAGGGCAGCGCUCCUGGUCUGUGGGUCUGUCCAUAGCAGACCUGACACACAGCAUUCUGACAGACCUGAGGAAAACCCACUGCGUCUCCACACUGGCAAAGGGCUGGUCCGGAAUCAGCGGAGAGGCCUUCCUGAGCCUGCCCUGUAUGCUGGGUGCUGGGGGGGUUGCAGAGAUAUCCACGCUGGAAGUGGAAGAGGAAGAGGGGGAUAAAGUGAGAAACAGUGCUGUCUCACUGCACAACUUCCUUCAGCAGCUGAGAAUUUAACAGCAACAAUGUCUCCAAUACAAACAGAUACAGAACCCUUUCACAGGAUAAACACUAUCUUCAAUACACGCAGAUACAGAACCCUUUCACAGGAUAAACACUAUCUACAACACACACAGAUACAGAACCCUUUCACAGGAUAAACACUAUCUUCAAUACACGCAGAUACAGAACCCUUUCACAGGAUAAACACUAUCUACAACACACACAGAUACAGAACCCUUUCACAGGAUAAACACUAUCUUCAAUACACGCAGAUACAGAACCCUUUCACAGGAUAAACACUAUCUACAACACACACAGAUACAGAACCCUUUCACAGGAUAAACACUAUCUACAACACACACAGAUACAGAACCCUUUCACAGGAUAAACACUAUCUUCAAUACACGCAGAUACAGAACCCUUUCACAGGAUAAAGCUGCUGCUAAUGUGCAUAAGUGUUCCCAGUACCUACUUAUAUUGCUAUGGGAUAUAACAAAAAAAAAAUGUGCUUCUUCUCUAUGGUGAGAUAAACAGUUUGAUUGUAAUAUACUGGAACUUCACAGGAAAAUUCAUAUCAGUACAGGUACUGUUUGAAUUGAUAGAUUCAUAUGUAAAUCUGUGAGGGUUAUGGUGCUCGCAAUAAUUCAAUAUUGGGAAUUUAUUAAGUAAGCACUAGCAUGGACCACAUGAUGAAUAGUAGAUACGUUUAGUAUUUUAGAUGAACCACCAAACUGGUGAAAACAAAACCAGAGGAAACCUAUAGCUCAACACAAAUUAAAGCACUACACAAAACUUGUGUGUACUUGACUUGAAGUUUUACUUUUAAAAAAAAAAAAUGUUACAGAUGAGUAAGUUAACUUCUUGUGUGGCACUUAUAAGGACCUGUAGCAUGUGUCAGGUGGGUUCCUAAUACCUGCUACACAGGAAGUGAACAGGCACAGGAUAUUUACCCAUCCAGUUUUCUGUUCUAAUGAAUUAAAAACUACAGUGUGUUAAAUGAAGGAUGUUUUCAGUAGAUUUCUGUCUUUAAAGGUCUAAAGUGGACUUAUUUUUUUCUAAAAUGUAUUUGUGUCUUUGGGCUGGGCAUAUACAAGUUAAGUGCUUGUUGACCAUAUUACUGUAUGUUAAAGUUGACCUUUCUCUCAAAUGACUUGCUUCUAAAUAAAAGCUUGCAUAUUAACAAUAUGGGGAUCACAGAAGAGCAGUGGAAAUGUAAAGCUGAGGUGUUCACCCAACAUGUUUUUAAAAAUGAUUACGCAUUACACAAACUUUGAGUUAUUUCAACAGGAAUACAAAGAUUUGUAUUUAAAGUAUGCCAUUUAUGUGGGACUUCCCUUUUUAAAAAUGCAGAAUACCAAAUAAAUAUGUUGUGUGUUUGUGAAAUGUUCAUGAGUUCCACAUACAACCCCAUUGAUGUGAUGUUAACUACAAGUACCUAAUGUUAUGUAAAAUAUUUGGAUAGGUGUGGCUGAACUAUUGUUGAGAGGUUUAAAAAACAGUUUUAUGGCAAACACCUGAUUUCCAGGUCAGAUAGUCCCUGAGAUAUGACCUUGAGAAAUUCCUUUUGGAGUUGAGGGGCUCCUGGGGAUUUAGUCUGGUCUUAUUAAUGAAAUUAUAUUAAAAUCAGUUAAACAGUUUAUCAUUUUUACAUAGCUGUCUCAACUUGAAUUUCACAGGUUCUAAUUAGCACAACUUAUUGACUGUCUGACAUUACCGGACAAUAAUGUUUUAACAGGUUAUUUUAAACAAAAUGUAGUAAGAUUGAUGCUACCUUUAACUCAAAUGAACUGCUGCAUACCUAUUAGUAUGAGAUGUAUGCAUCCUAAGACAUUUCCCUCUCCAGACCUGAGAGGGCAAUCACAAUGGAAUUGUGAUUUUAAGGACUUUUAAGGAAGUUUGUGUGUGUGGUAAUUUUGGCAAACAGUGCUACUCCAAUUGUAAUUGAACCCAGGUCUGUCCCUCACGCAGUGCCUCAGAUGUUUAAAAUGGUUCUUGACAGAUCAUCAUAAGCUGCAUGCCGCAGUGGCCCUUGCUUAAGAACUAGUCUUUCAGAUACUAAGUACUGCAAGAAGCUAUUCUAAUGCUGAAGAUAAUAUGUAUUUUAUAUAGUAUGUAAAAGAAUGUGCAGUGUUUGGUAACAUGCUCUCAUAUUGAGCAUUUGAU